CAGGCCAUGGCUCCCAGCCCAACACAGCCCUGCCACCACCCGCAGGCGCCCUUCUUCCCCGACACCCUGCGCCACACCGGCCACCCGCAGCAAGCCGCUGCCACCACCCUCCGCAUUCUGCAGCACCUCUUCGACGUCUUCAGCAGCACCAGCACCCCCGGCCACUGGGACGCACAGGCACGCCACCAGCUCCUCAGCCUCCUCCAGCAC
This is a messenger RNA of Eurypyga helias (sunbittern), 210 nucleotides long. Its product is annotated as interferon-like. The transcript has a single exon. The record is from RefSeq and is a predicted model, not a curated record. Lineage: Eukaryota; Metazoa; Chordata; Aves; Eurypygiformes; Eurypygidae. The annotation marks the transcript as partial.